Messenger RNA from Apodemus sylvaticus (European woodmouse), 393 nucleotides. It is a transcript of the gene Gphb5, whose product is annotated as glycoprotein hormone subunit beta 5. Gene Ontology annotation, biological process: regulation of thyroid hormone receptor signaling pathway; G protein-coupled receptor signaling pathway. Lineage: Eukaryota; Metazoa; Chordata; Mammalia; Rodentia; Muridae. Gene Ontology annotation, cellular component: cytoplasm; extracellular region. The record is from RefSeq and is a predicted model, not a curated record. The coding region runs from base 1 to 393 and encodes 130 amino acids. The transcript has 2 exons. Gene Ontology annotation, molecular function: hormone activity.
AUGAAGCUGGUAUACCUUGUCCUUGGUGCGGUGACCCUUCUUCUUCUGGGCAGCCCUGACUCUGUCCUCAGCAGCUCCAGUGGGAACCUGCACACUUUUGUGGGCUGUGCUGUGAGGGAAUUCACUUUCAUGGCCAAGAAGCCAGGCUGCCGGGGACUUCGGAUCACCACAGAUGCUUGCUGGGGCCGCUGCGAGACCUGGGAGAAACCCAUCCUGGAGCCUCCCUACAUCGAAGCCUAUCAUCGAGUGUGUACCUACAACGAGACCAGACAGGUGACGGUGAAGCUGCCUAGCUGUGCUCCUGGAGUCGAUCCCUUCUAUACCUACCCAAUGGCUGUCCGAUGUGACUGCGGGCCGUGUUCUACCGCCACCACCGAGUGCGAGACCCUCUGA